GUCGGGAUCGAAAUUUGAUGUAAACAUUGCACUAUUCUCUCCUAGAAACUUGAAUUUGUCGAAUUUUGCUUGAAUUUCCGUCAAAAAAUGAAUUGUCUGAGAGCUUUAGCUAAAAAUGUUCCUUUAAAUUUACGCAGAUCUUUCCAUGUCACAUCGGCGAAUCCUUUGAACCUCGUUCCAAUUGUUGUCGAGCAAACUGGUCGUGGCGAGCGAGCUUUUGACAUUUUCUCGCGUUUAUUGAAAGAAAGGAUCAUUUGCCUAAUGGGACCUGUUCACGAUGACUUGGCCUCGUUAAUUGUCGCUCAACUUCUUUUUCUGCAGUCCGAGAGCAGCACAAAACCCAUUCACAUGUACAUCAACAGUCCGGGCGGCGUCGUAACUGCCGGCUUAGCGAUUUACGACACGAUGCAAUACGUCAAACCGCCAAUUGCCACUUGGUGCGUCGGUCAGGCGUGCUCCAUGGGUUCAUUGCUGCUUGCUGCCGGUGCUCCUGGUAUGCGACAUGCCCUGCCAAAUGCUCGAAUUAUGAUCCAUCAACCGUCGGGAGGCGCCCAGGGUCAAGCUACGGACAUUCAGAUCCAAGCCGAGGAAAUUCUGAAGCUAAAAAAGCAGCUGACGGGAAUUUACGCGAAACAUUCCGGGCAAAAUUUGGAUGUUUUGACGGCAAAAAUGGAACGUGAUACAUUUUUAUCGCCCGACGAGGCGAAAUCUCUGGGACUUAUUGACAGUGUGUUGGAACAUCCGCCCUCAGCGGCGCCCACGGAAAAUACUUCGACCUAAAAAGCGUUCGAAACGCUCGAAAAAUGGGUCUGACGUUGUUAUGAACGACUGUUAGUUACGAAAAAAUUAAAAUUUUUAAUCAAAA
Culicoides brevitarsis is the source of this 865-nucleotide messenger RNA. It is a transcript of the gene ClpP, whose product is annotated as ATP-dependent Clp protease proteolytic subunit, mitochondrial. NCBI's taxonomy places the organism in Eukaryota, Metazoa, Arthropoda, Insecta, Diptera, Ceratopogonidae. Gene Ontology annotation, biological process: protein quality control for misfolded or incompletely synthesized proteins. The record is from RefSeq and is a predicted model, not a curated record. Gene Ontology annotation, molecular function: ATPase binding; serine-type endopeptidase activity; ATP-dependent peptidase activity. Bases 88 to 780 code for a protein of 230 amino acids. Gene Ontology annotation, cellular component: endopeptidase Clp complex. The transcript is spliced from 3 exons.